Molecule: messenger RNA, 627 nt
Organism: Carcharodon carcharias (great white shark)
Lineage: Eukaryota; Metazoa; Chordata; Chondrichthyes; Lamniformes; Lamnidae
Product: histone H1-like
Exons: 1
Coding region: 1-627 (208 amino acids)
Biological process (GO): nucleosome assembly
Cellular component (GO): nucleosome
Molecular function (GO): DNA binding; structural constituent of chromatin
Source: RefSeq, a predicted model, not a curated record
AUGGCCGAUACCCUGCCGGCCAGGAGGAAGGGGAGGAGGGCCAAGGCCCCUCAGCCGCCGGCCCAGCGGAGCGGCUCGGGCACCGUGUCCGAGCGGAUCCUGGAGGCGGUGGCGGGCAGCAAGCAGGGGCGUCGCGGCCUCUCGCUGGCCGCCCUCAAGAAGAUGCUGUCGGGCAGCGGCUACGACGUGGCCGCCAACAAGUGGCGGCUCAAGCAGGCGGUCCGGAGCCUGGUCAGCAAAGGCUCCCUGGUCCAGACCUCGGGCAGCGGCGCCUCGGGCUCCUUCAAACUCAGCAGCAAAGGGCAGAAGGAGGAGGCCACCCGGGCGGAGGAGAAGCCGAGGGUGAGGCCCCCCGGCCGGCAGAGGGGCCGGAAAGCCGCGGCCAAGAGGCCCAAGAGGAGGGUCGCCCCCAGGAAGAUGGGGAGGGGGGCGAAGGGGAGCCGCAAAGCCAGAAGCCCCAAGGGGAGGAAGGCGGCCCGGAGCCCCGGGAAGGGCGGGCGCCAGCGGGCAAAGCCCAGGAAACUGGCCCAACCCCCGGAGGAAGAGGGCAAAGCUCCGGCCCCGGAGGAAAUCUCCGCCUCUGAGGAAACCAGCCAAACCUGUUCGGAGAUUCAGGGCAAAAACUGA